Capronia epimyces CBS 606.96 is the source of this 333-nucleotide messenger RNA. RefSeq lists its product as uncharacterized. Lineage: Eukaryota; Fungi; Ascomycota; Eurotiomycetes; Chaetothyriales; Herpotrichiellaceae. The transcript has a single exon. The coding region runs from base 1 to 333 and encodes 110 amino acids. The record is from RefSeq and is a predicted model, not a curated record.
AUGCCAUCAAACAAACCAGCAACGUCGGAUUCGAUUCCAAUCCCUGAGCCGUUAUUGACUCGGCUGAUCAUAGCCCCAGUACUCUUCGUCUCAUUCUUGGUAUCGUUGUUUCUCAUCGACCGCCAAACCUACGGCAGCAUCUUCGGCCGAUCUAGCAGCAAGGACGGAUAUUACCAUUCCCACCAGCGCAAAUUAGCUAAGCGAGAGAUGGACGACGCCUUCCAGUUGCGUCGCAAAGUGAUUGCCGCCAUAUGUAUUGUGAGCGCCGUGUCACUAGCAUUUGUUGCUUGGGGGAUUGAGUCGGUGUGGACCGUGUGGAGGGUCAGAGCGUAA